GCAAAAUGGCAGCGAGUGUACCGGGAAAGGUGGUGCAUGUUGUGUUGUUGUUGUGGGGAGUUACAGCCUUCCGGAGCGUUGCGGUCUCUUCCUUUGCCAUAGAUCUCGAUGAAACGUUUAAAGAUAAUAGAGAAGAUGAAAUUUGGUUAGUAGAUUUUUAUGCACCUUGGUGUGGCCACUGCAAGAAAUUGGAACCAAUAUGGGAUGAGGUAGCUGCUGAAAUGUUUACAUCAGGUUCUCCUAUAAAAGUGGGGAAGAUGGAUGCAACAAUUUAUGCAGGUAUUGCCUCACAGUUUGGAGUCCGAGGUUAUCCAACUAUCAAAUUAUUAAAAGGAGACCUUGCUUACAAUUAUAGAGGACCUCGUACCAAAGAGGAUAUAAUUGAGUUUGCUGGCAGAGUAUCAGGGCCAUUGGUCAGAUCACUUUCCUCUCAGCAGCUAUUCGAUCAUUGGCAGAAGAGACAUCCAGUCUUCUUUGUCUAUGUUGGCGGUGAAUCUCCACUGAAGGAAAAAUUCUUUGAAGUGGCAUCAGAACUGAUUGUGUAUACCUACUUCUUUUCUGCUUCAGAGGAUGCUUUACCAGAGGAUGUCUCUGUCCAAGAACUUCCUGCUGUGUUGGUGUUCAAAGAUGGAGCCUACUACACAUAUGAUGAAUAUGAAGAUGGUGAUCUGUCCUCAUGGGUGACCAAAGAGAGAUUUUUAGGAUACAUUCAAAUUGAUGGUUUCACUUUAUAUGAACUAGCAGAGACUGGAAAACUGGUGGUAGUUGCAGUUAUUGACAGCAAGAACUCAUCAGAAGUGCACACUCGCUUAAAGGCUAUUACUCAUGAAGUUGCUACUGGAUACAGGGAACAGUUUCACAGGAAUUUCCAGUUUGGGCAUAUAGAUGGAGCUGACUAUAUCAACAGUGUCAUAAUGGACGAGGUCAUCGUUCCUUCCAUUGUUGUAUUGAAUACUUCAAACCAACAGUACUUUAUACCAGAAACCGCAAUUGAGAGCAUCGAGGAUUUGAUUAAAUUUAUUAAUGACAUAAUGGAAGGGUCAGCACAAGCCCAAGGUGGAGACAGUUUCUAUUAUCGUGUUAGAAGAUUGUUAUAUGAUGGAAAAUCCACCAUAUUAUCUGUUUUUAAGACUUCUCCUCUACUGGGUUGCUUUCUUUUUGGUCUCCCUUUGGGUGUUAUCAGCAUCAUGUGUUACGGAAUCUGGACAGCCGAUGGGGAAUAUGAACCAGAAGAAGGAGAACUGCUUCAGAAUGAAGCCAUCGAACAGGGAGAUGCAGAAGCUAGUGAUGAUGAAAGGGAGGAAAACAAUGAUGAUCAUCAUAAAGAUGGAGAUAAAGAAAGUUCUAAAGAGCACAAAGAUGAAGACAUGGAAGAGAAAAGCAUGGUAGAAAAGAAAAGGGAUUAAUGCGUGCUUAAAUGCUGAGUUUCCUUUAGGAUUUCUAAAUGGUUGAGUAUAUAUUACAUUUUAACAUCAGUGAACACUGUUGGAAAGAUGAUGCAAGUUUUUUUUUGUCUUCCACAGUUUGAUUGAUGUUCCAUUCAAAGACAUCUGAACUAAACGAGUUUGAAUAAUCAUGUAAAUUAAAUUUUGUUCCUUCGCUGCGGAGAGUCACAAUGGAACUUUUUAACUGCCUGAAUAGCUUAAAGGUGGUGAUGGAAUUUUAUCUGGGCAUAAUAUCCAAGGAUGAAGAUGAGUAAAAAUACGAUUGUGCAGAAAGGUGAGAUGAUAUCUUACACAAGAUCUUGUGUAGAAAAAAAUUGUGGCAAGUGUAAGAGUUCCAUUGUUUUUUUAAAAUAAAAAUGAUGGUUUUAGAGGUUGUGGGAAAAGAGUUCACAUUAUGAGCAGCUUUUGUUUUUUGUGCAUUAUUCCACCAUUUCAACACUCCAUUCUUCCUAUCUGUCAAUAAAAUGAAAACUGCUAGUGAAAGUCAUUAUGCCUGGUCAUUCUGGGUGUUUGGCUGUUUUUGUAAAUAGGAAAUGCAUCACUGUGUUAGAAGGUGCAGACUACUUAGUAAUCUUUCGGGUAUAAUUGAUACUUUUCCAUGGUUGCUAUUUGCUUUUAAUUAUAACUGGAAUUAGAGACUUCGGAGGAUUUGGAAAAAUUCAUACCAGGUUUUCUUGAAUGUAAAAUGAAUGGUUCCCUCAAGUUCAUCUUUUACAUUAUUCAUUUUACUACCAAAGGAAUUAAUCCGGUAUCCAUAUUCUCACUAUGUGAACAAAGAAUGAAAACCAAGAUGUGAUUAUUUUGUAAUUUUGUUUUUGACAAUUAUAAAUUUUAAAUCAAAUUUUAUUAUUAUAGCUUUGCAAUAAAUCUAGGAAAAUAUUGACACCUAAAGAAAUAUAACCCAAAGGCUGCUGCUGCAGCGGCUGAAGCUUCAAUUUAUUAUAGGAAGUGAACCGCUACUGAAGAACUCACUAAUAAUAGAUCAGGGGAAAAUGCUAAUAUUUUAGUUUAAACUCAAAUAGCUGUUUCACUCUUCUUAAAACUAUAACCAGGUUUUUUUGUUUUUAUCUAGCCAUGUUACUUGUAUUCAAAUUUAACGCAUAUAGAAUAACUCCCCAUGAACGCUGUAUCUUAAUACUGGUAGUUAAUUAUAAGAUGUACAGUUAUUGUAAACAACUCUACAGGCUCCCCAAAAGAUAGGCACUUACCUUAUAUCGGCAGAGAUGUCAACACCACCUCCUUAAAGUCAGAUGUCCAAGGUACAGCAUCGCUUAGGGUCUAAACUCUACCUUGUACAAGCGACAUCUAAAAGUCACUCCAUACAUAUUUUUAAGACACCUCUAAGCAAAGUAUCAUAGUACAAACUAAAUUCGUUUCUAUGAGGCUGAAGCUCCAAUGCAAAACAGAAGUAGAUUUUUCAGCAGCAUCUGUAUGGUGGAGAUAGAACCAACUAAGUCAAUGCAGCUACAGAAUUAAAGCAUUUCCUUAAGAUAAUGUUAAAUAUGUUGCUUUAAGAUCUAAAUGACACUGUUAAAGCUCUUUGCACCUAGUGUUUAAAUCAGCAACAGUUUAUCUAAACCAGUUAUUACCACAAACCACUGAUUUCAACAGUAGCAUAUCCAAUUAAUGCACAACUUGUGAUCUUAUCUGUUUACUGCCAUAUAGGGAUACUGCAAAUUAAGCAAGUUAUACAAAUAUGGACCUUUGGGCUUCUUUGGUCUAUUAGAUAAAUGUGCUACAUGACAUCAUAUUGGGACCAGAAAAUGGCACCCUUUGUUUCUUGCACCGUGUUUAGUUAGCCAUCUCAACUUCAGUAUGUAGUAGAAAAACCACUGUCCUUCUGUAUUGAUAAGCUAGAGGUAGAAAUCAACAAUGUUUCUCACUCUUUGUUACUACUGCUGAGGUGAGAAUACGAUUGAGCUAUACUGCAAUACCCUCUUAUUUCAAUAGCUGCCUGGUUUGCACAUAAGAAAUGGAAAUUUGGGUGAGAGAGUGGAGAAUUUCUGGGAGAAUGGAAUGGUAUUUUUAGCAUGAAGGCUGAGAAAGAGAAAAUGGUAUCUCUAGGAUAAAUCCUAUCUUUCUCAAAAAGUCAUAACAUUUAAGUAUACGCACCCUGUAAUGCAGAAACCAGUUUGUUUUGCUAGCUGCUGAACUGCACUUAUAAUAAAUACAUAGCUUAUAGAAACUUCCAAAAGAAAGAUUUGUUUAUAAUGACGAAAUAAAGGCAGAAUGUGAUUAAUGUAAGUACUUGGUCCUUGAUAUAUAAUAUAUGAAGGGCAUAUUGACCAAUGUGAAAGCUUAGUUUUGUUUCAGUGUAUCAAAAAACAAUAUAACAACAUCUUAAGAAUGGCACAAGUUUUAAUUUAUGUAUUUUAUAUAACAUAACUAUUGGUGUUAAAAUUACUGAAUAGAGCAGUGAAAAGAUAAAACAACUCUUUGAAGAAUAAUGUGCCUCUAAGUGGGAUAGGUUUCAUUAUAAAUUCCAUUAUAACAUAGAAGUAUAUUUCAUUGUUACUCUCGCAUUUGUAUAAAGGGGAAUACUGAAUAUAGGCCAAAAAAAAAACUGAAUGACAAUCAUGCCUCUGUCCAUUUCAAGCCUUUUUCAGUAAAUGGAUCUUCAUUUCUUUAAUUUUAUCUUGACAAAGAUUGCCUAUUAUGCAUUUCUGCAAUAUAGAUGGCCUAUAAAUUACCUUAAAUUCAAAAUGGAAGAUUCCAGUUAUCUAUGACUGAUUUGGAACAAAUCAACCGAAUUUGGAAUUAAAAGGUACUGCCUAUCCUCCUUAUAUCAAGUAAAUGAUCUGAUCACUGGCAAUGAUCCUGGAAAAUAGAAAACCUCACAUCAAAUUUUAGAAUAACUUCCUAUCAACUUCAAUCUAGAGUUAGUCCUGAUGGAAAUCCUAAAUCUAGAAUAAGUUUGAGUAAAAUGGUAAUAAGUAACUUUAAUUCCACUUUUUAUAGUACAGAGGUUACUAUUGCAAGUUUGUUGUCAAAACCACUUACUGAUGUACUAACUCAUUUCAUUAUGCUGGAGUAUACAUUUAGCUUUGU
Molecule: messenger RNA, 4493 nt
Organism: Hemiscyllium ocellatum (epaulette shark)
Lineage: Eukaryota; Metazoa; Chordata; Chondrichthyes; Orectolobiformes; Hemiscylliidae
Product: protein disulfide-isomerase TMX3-like
Exons: 16
Coding region: 6-1406 (466 amino acids)
Biological process (GO): peptidyl-cysteine oxidation
Cellular component (GO): endoplasmic reticulum
Molecular function (GO): protein disulfide isomerase activity
Source: RefSeq, a predicted model, not a curated record